Messenger RNA from Solanum lycopersicum (tomato), 856 nucleotides. Its product is annotated as protein THYLAKOID ASSEMBLY 8, chloroplastic. Gene Ontology annotation, biological process: Group II intron splicing; chloroplast organization. Gene Ontology annotation, molecular function: RNA binding; protein binding. The record is from RefSeq and is a predicted model, not a curated record. Lineage: Eukaryota; Viridiplantae; Streptophyta; Magnoliopsida; Solanales; Solanaceae.
UUUUAUAGAAGACCCGUUUCUUAUCUUCUACCAGUGGAACUCAAAUCCACCAUUCAUGGCUUCCUCUCUAUCUACAAACCUCAAAUUCACCUUACAACAUUCUUCUGUAACUCUUCCACCACCAAAAUCAACCACCAGAAGAAAAAUCUCAGUACGAUGCGGUCCACGAAGCAACCGUGGACCUCUAGUUAAGGGCCGAAUACUAAGCAUCGAAGCAAUCCAAGCGAUUCAAGCUCUAAAACGAGCUCAAAGAACUGACCCUUCUCAAAUCGAAGCUCAAGUCUCAAAAACCCUAAAUCGUCUUAUCAAAACAGAUCUAAUUGCUGCCUACAAAGAACUUCUACGGCAAGACCUUUGCGAUUUGGCCCUCAAAGUAUUCCCAGCCGUUCAAUCGGAAUGUGAUGUCCCUGAUUUAGGGCUUUAUGCUGAUAUGGUCUUAGCUUUGACCCGGACAGGUUUUGCUGAACCUAUCGAUGAAUUGAUUUGUGAUUUGGAGAAAGUGGGAAGGAUUGAGUGUGAUGAUAAGUCGCUGGUAAGGUUGGUGAGGGCGUUGGUUGAAGGUGAACAGGUGGAAUCUACUGUUAGGGUUUAUGAAUUGAUGAAAAAGAGUGGAUGGGGUUCUAGAUUUGAGAUUGAUGAAUAUGUAGCUAAGGUUUUAAGAAGAGGGUUUAAGAGAUUUGGUAAAGAAGAAAUGGCUGAUGAAGUUGAUCAACAAUUACAGAGAUCGUCCAGAUUAGUGUAGGAGAAACAUUCACAGAUUUUGUUCACUUCCAUCUGUAUAUUAUUGUAGUUCUUAGUAAGUAUACAUUGUUACUGUUUGCUUCGAUUCUAUAAUAUCGAAAAAGAUUUGCCAAAG